AUGGCGUGUCAGCCGGGGCUGAGGGGCUGUGAACGGCUCGGCGGGGUCUGGCUGCUCCUCCGUGGGGAGAAAGAGGUUGCGGCCGGGGCCCCGGCCGUGACUUCCUGCUCCCUGGAGGCGGCUAAACUAUACAAGUCUGUUAUUGAAGAUGUGAUUGAAGGUGUGCGGGAACUCUUUGAAGAGGCGGGUUUAGAGGAACAGGUUCUCCAAGACUUGAAGCAGCGUUGGGAAACCAAGGUGGUACAGUCUAAAGCAACAGAAGGCUUCUUCAAUAGCCACCAUUCUCAAGGGCUUACCAUGCAGUUGCCACAGAAUCUUCACUGUGUUCUGCAGGCUUCAACAGCUUCUUUUGUCAUCCCGGCUGCCAAAGGUUUUCAGCAUUUUACAGCAGUAGACCCAGGUGCUUCACGAGCAGGUGUAACUCUUACUCACCCUUCGGGUAUUGCUUAUCCUGUACAUGUACCAGCUGGAGUGAUGCUACAGACAGCAUCUGGGCACCUUUAUAAGGUAAAUGUGCCUGUUCUGGUCACGCAGACCACAGGAAAUGUGAGUAUUCUCCAUCAUCCUGUUCAGCAGAUAUAUCAGCCCCUUGGGCAACCUUCAGUUCUGCCAGCCAAUGUUGCCAGUGUUGCACAGGUGAGUGAUAUCACCUGUGAAAAAUGCACAGCAUCUUCUGCUGAAAUAUUGCAGCCCCAGGACACUGCUGUCCAGCGCACCAUGGUUUUUCAACCAAAUGUCAUGGAAAAAGCUAAUCCGGAGGACUCUGCCAAUACGCCUGUAGUCCAGCAUCCCUCUGUGAGUCAGCAGCAGCUUCCAACUGAUGCAGCAUUAAAUCAGAGUGCAGACUCAACAGAAAAAUCCCAGCAUGGGAGUUCUCACACAGCUGUGUUUACUCCAGAAUCCUCCAAAGGGUUUUCUCCUGCUAAAUCCCUGGCAAACAACUCGAGCAGUGUGCCAUUGGAUGUGAAGGAGCAGUUAGAUAUUCAACUUCAGGAGUCAGUGCACCAGCAGGUGUCUGAUGAUAUCAUUGACCUGAUUAUCAUGGGCAGUGGUCUGGAUAAUGCCCCUGUUCUGAAAGAUCAGGACAGAAUUGCUUCCUCUGACAAGGUGGAAUCUACUGUGCAGAUGGAAUCUAAUUUACGAUCAAAGAAGGAUAUCUGGAGUGACAUUGAAGGCAUAAUUCAGCUAGAUGGUACUGGUGAUGCUUCUCCCAAGAAAGAAAUACCACAUACAAAAGCUAGGGAGGAGGACAAAUUUAUUACUGUUGUUGAAUCAGAGGGUCUAAAAGUUCUGAAUGAUGAGGAUGAUGAAGAAUGUGGCAGGACUUCAGACACAGAGUCUAACAGCAGUGGCAGUGAUAAUGAAGAGCCCCAAAUAGAUAUAGUUGAGGAGGAUCCCUUAAAUUCUGGUGAUGAUAUCAGUGAACAGGACAUUUCAGACUCGCUUGACACCAACAAUCUGAUAGUUUGUCAGUAUGACAAGAUACAUCGAAGUAAGAACAGAUGGAAGUUCUUCUUAAAACAUGGAGUGAUGUCCUUUGAUGGUAAAGACUACAUUUUUUCAAAAGCCAUUGGAGAUGCAGAGUGGUGAAACCUCACUGAAGUACGUACUUUAAAGCUGUAAAGCUCCCUUACAAGCCUUCUGUGAAACAACUCACCUUGUUUUGCCAUAAAAGAUAAAACCAACAAAACAACAAAUCUAUCAUAAAAAUAUGCAAAAAGUGUUGUUAAUACGUGCAAACUAAACCACAUUAUUCUUAGCUACUCAGUUAUCUUCACUGUUCUUUUCUGAUCAUUACAUUUCUACACAAGAAUUGUCAUUGGAAUAAGUAUCUUUAAAGACCAGAAUGCUGAAUCUGUUUGUAAUUCAAGAGGGUAGUGCAAUAGUAAGUGGAUAAAUGUAAGUAAAUACUUGUUCUAUUGGUUUUCUUUCCAUAUAUUUAAAAAAAGAGCUGAAGUAUGAGUUGAAAUGUAAAGAAAUAUGAAACUACACAGUUCUUGGUUAUACUGUGCCUUUCUUUUCAAAGGCUGCUGAGUUAGAGUAAGAGCAGCAUCUCUGUAAGUUUGAAACCUGUGGUUGUUUCAGCUGUGUACUUUUCUCUCCCUUUUCCUUCCUACUUUGCUUAUUUUGUUGUUGCUUUAUGUUUUUUUGACUUCACCUUAAAUACAGGUGGUUAAGAUUUAAGUCAGGAAAUGUGGGUGGAAGACCUUUGAGCUCUCAAUAUAUGAGAAUUGUUUAUUCUAUACCUUCUGUCUACUGAGAUGCAGUGAACAGUGAGAUUUAACAUUAAAAUGUGAUUUAUUUUCACUGUCAAUGCAAAAUUAUUUAAGUUUGCUUCUGUACAUAUCCACCACAUUCUGGGACUACAGACCAGUAA
This is a messenger RNA of Melopsittacus undulatus (budgerigar), 2377 nucleotides long. RefSeq names its product general transcription factor IIA subunit 1 like (gene GTF2A1L). Gene Ontology annotation, cellular component: transcription factor TFIIA complex. The coding region runs from base 1 to 1590 and encodes 529 amino acids. The record is from RefSeq and is a predicted model, not a curated record. Gene Ontology annotation, biological process: transcription initiation at RNA polymerase II promoter; transcription by RNA polymerase II. NCBI's taxonomy places the organism in Eukaryota, Metazoa, Chordata, Aves, Psittaciformes, Psittaculidae. The transcript has 9 exons.